AUAUCACAUGUGCAUUCGUGUAUUUAUGCAGUGCAGGAUAAGCAUUUUGUGCUUUCUGCCAUGAAAUUAAUACUUAGUGAUGUUUUUUCCAUCCCCAUGUCUUAUUUUUUAUUUCUUAAGAUUUAUUGAUUUUAAAUGUGUGUAUAACUUGACUCCUCUUACCCAGUCACUCUCAUGUUCUUUCUUCCUCUGUAGGACAUUAAUAAGCGUCUAUCGCUAUUUGGAAAAAUUUGCUAUGAACAGUCCUCCCUUCGAUAAACCCUUGAGUCGGAGGCUACGGCGAGCUUCACUGGGAACCUACGCAACAGUGUAUAAGGGGCGCAGUAAGCUGACUGAUAAUCUGGUGGCUCUGAAGGAGAUUCGGCUGGAGCAUGAAGAGGGUGCACCAUGCACUGCUAUUCGUGAAGUAUCCCUCUUGAAGGAUUUAAAACAUGCGAAUAUUGUCACUCUUCAUGACAUCAUCCACACGGACAAGUGCCUAACACUGGUCUUUGAGUACCUGGAGAGGGAUCUAAAGCAGUACAUGGAUGACUGCGGGAGCAUCAUGUGUGUUCAUAAUGUCAAAAUCUUCCUCUUUCAGCUGUUGCGAGGACUAGCAUAUUGCCAUCGCCGCAAGGUUCUACACAGAGACUUGAAACCCCAGAAUCUGCUCAUUAAUGACAGGGGAGAGCUCAAACUCGCCGAUUUCGGUUUGGCUCGAGCCAAGUCUGCACCUACUAAGACAUAUUCUAAUGAGGUGGUCACACUCUGGUACAGACCGCCAGACGUGUUACUAGGAUCAACAGAGUACUCCACUCCUAUUGACAUGUGGGGGGUUGGCUGUAUAUUUUAUGAGAUGAUAACAGGACGGCCUCUGUUCCCUGGAUCUACAGUAGAGGAUGAACUUCAUCUCAUAUUUCGCAUCCUCGGCACUCCUACUGAGGAGUCCUGGCCAGGGGUCAGUACCAGUGAAGAGUUCAGAAACUAUAACUUCCCUCGAUAUCGCCCCGAACCUCUUGUCAAUCAUGCUCCCAGGAUAGACAGUGAUGGUGAUGACUUAAUUAUGAAGUUGUUACAGUUUGCGGCAAGGCAGCGUAUCUCAGCAGAAGAAGCUCUCGGGCAUCCCUACUUCAAGAGUUUGGGGGAGCAAGUGCAGCAACUUUCUGACACGGCCUCCAUCUUCUCAGUGAAGGAGAUCCAACUUCAGAAGGACCCAGGAAAACGUACAGUAACAUACUCAGAGUCAGGUGAGUCAGGCCGGUAGCUUGCAAAGAUAAACCCCACCCUUGCUGUACCACUUGACACGGACUGCUUAACAUGGAAGUGACUUGGUACUGUGUGUGCCACUGCUAUGACUGCAACAGAUGCAGCAGUAUUGCUGAAGGUUUUUAAAGACCCCAUGUUACUGCAGGGCUCAAACAGUCCACCCAUCAAGCAUAUCCAGCCACCAGCAGUCAGAAACCGACCCUGACACAUGAACAACUGGCACAACUGUGCAUGGAAAACAAUGAGCCUUACUUUAACUGUACUUAUACGAAGUAGAUGUGUAUAAUAAAUUUGCCAGUAUUUGUAAACAGGCCACACAUACACUACCAUGUCACAUUAGCCAAGUAAUAUCUGUCCUGCAGUGGACUUAUGGUUGUCCCGUUCCGUUCAAGUACAUGACAAGCUGUGCACAACAGUCAGAGGCUUUAAUCUUAUAAAGUGACAUAUAUAAUAGGUGAAUCAAAUAUAAUAGUCAGUCAGAGUAACUAAGAGGUAGGACCUAAUAAACUGGCAAGUGUGUGUACGUGUGUAUGCAUCCUGCCUAUUUACUUGUGAACUGUGCUUGUAUAUGCAACUAAAUGGACAGUUAAACCAUAUGAAUUAAAUUACAAUUAAUUGUACAGCUCUAUUUGCUGCAUUCAUACUGGCUUUUAUGCAGACAAUAACUUCCUCUAUGUCAGCGGAUGUAAUGUCAUUAUUAGUUUUGAGGAAAUUUAGGUGAUCUAAGUCUGUACGUAGUUCAAUGGAAAUUGAGCAUAUAAAUCAGUUCGACUGUGUUGUUCCAUAAGGGUGUGUUAAAAACAGCUGGAUUGUGGUGUAGUCUUAAAAAAUGUUGGAUGAAGUGUCUGCACAACUUGAUUUCAAUAGACAUGCUUUUCUGACAAAACGAGUACAUCUGUCGUCUUCUGUGAAAGACCCUGUCUCAAUGUUUUCCUGUCUUUCUGUCUGUCUCUCUCACUUUUGUAUUUACUAUUUGGCUUUAUCUUUUCCCACUAUCCAUUCUGCUUUUUCCAAAACCAUGCCCCCUUUAAGCAAUGCCCCAUAAGAUGGCUCCAAUGCGUUUGGAAUAUUUCCAGAGAGAAGGAGCAAAGUUGAAUCCAGCCCCCUCUUCCCCCUCUACUGGCUGACUCAUUAUACCACUCUGGUAACUAAACACUCUCUUUUCCUCCUGUCUACCACAUCCCAGUGUUUUGUCUUUGUUCCUUGUAAUUGUAAAUGACAAAACCCCCUAAUUGUCCUGUUUGCUCUUUCCGUACCUUGCUAACACUCGUCAGUCUGUCCUUUUUCUUUUUCCACAUCUAAAGAUUCAGACAGUUAAGAAAAUAUUCUCUUUCAGGUGUUCAUAAACACACUUUCUUUUGUAAAAAGUCAGAGACAGUAUGAGCACAGCAUGCCAACAUAUCUCUUGUUCAUUUUUGUGCAGAUAAUUAUGUAUGGCUAGAAUUUUGUGCUUUUGGUAUUAUUAACAAAAAUUCAUAUGUAUACUUAAAUCUAGCCUUAUGUUUCACAAUUAAAACAAUUCCUUCUCCUACACACAA
Molecule: messenger RNA, 2783 nt
Organism: Pangasianodon hypophthalmus (striped catfish)
Lineage: Eukaryota; Metazoa; Chordata; Actinopteri; Siluriformes; Pangasiidae
Product: cyclin-dependent kinase 18-like
Exons: 11
Coding region: 80-1243 (387 amino acids)
Biological process (GO): exocytosis; neuron projection development; protein phosphorylation
Cellular component (GO): cytoplasm; synaptic vesicle; nucleus
Molecular function (GO): protein kinase activity; ATP binding
Source: RefSeq, a predicted model, not a curated record